GGCUUGCUACCAGUAGCAAUCCACUGCUGAGCCCACGCGCGUGUCACGCAAACGCCUCUUACGAAGUGACAGUGAUAAUUCCGAACAUUCUAACAUUUCGAAGAGUGAAGUUCAGUGAAACUCAAGUGAAGUAUUGUUAUCCGGAAGUAAGAACUUUUUGGUACAUCCACAUGCAUCCGAUCACAAAAAUGAUUUGCACUUAUAACCUCAGACCGUGUCAAAGGUAAUCAUGGAUAUAGACGAGAAGGUAUCAGGUCCUGGCGGUGCGUCUCAGAAGAACUGGACGCACCUCAACACUAGCGAUGAGUUGCCCUUAGACAUGCGUUUCAAUCAUGGCCAUAUGGUCUCAAUUACGGUGUACAGUGUGCUGAUGAUGGUAUCAGCCACUGGCAACUUGACAGUCUUGUCGCAGCUUGUCAAGAGAAGAAGAGCUGGUAGAGCCAGCAGACUGGAUGUCCUGCUGAUGCAUUUGGCUGUUGCUGACCUUAUGGUAACAUUUCUCAUGAUGCCACUGGAGAUCGCGUGGGCUGGCACUGUGCAGUGGCUUGCUGGAGACCUUAUGUGCCGCUUCAUGAUGUUUACGAGGACUUUUGGGCUGUACCUCUCCAGUUUCGUACUUAUAUGUAUCGCUAUUGAUAGAUACUAUGCCAUACUAAAACCUCUGAAUGUAACAUGGGAAGCUCGGGUGCGUCGGGCCCUAUUAAUCGCCUGGGUAUGCGCAGGAUUAGCCAGCUUGCCACAAAGUUUUAUAUUCCAUUUAGAGGAACAUCCUGAUGUCAAAGGGUAUUACCAAUGUGUGACAUAUGGAUCUCUUCCAACAGAACGUCACGAGUUUGCCUACUUCCUUCUUAACAUGGCACUAAUGUAUGUGGCUCCUCUUCUUUUUACUCUGUACUGCUCUUCGGCCGCUUUAUUGGAGAUCAUUCGCAGGGCUAACACAGCUAAUGAUAAAAUGCGACGCAGCGGUGUUGGCAUUCUUGGAAGAGCAAGAGCGCGCACACUAAAGAUGUCGGUUACGAUCGUACUAGUGUUCUUCACUUGUUGGUCGCCUUACUACUGCUAUUGCUUGUGGUAUUGGAUAGAUAAGGACAUAGUAAACCACCUGGAUCCAGCAUUCCAGAAAGCCAUGUGGUUAUUUUCCUGUACGAAUUCGUGCGCGAACCCUAUUGUCUACGGUGUGUUUAACAGAAAUCGCUGGAGUUGGCGAAGUGGCCCUCAUGCCCGAAAUCGAGGUGGUUGCAUGAGACGAGGUUCCAGAUUCCCUCACGGUGACUCCAUGGAAAUAUCUGCUGCUACCCUCGCCAGAGCCCGAUGCUCAAUACACAGCGAUAGACAUAACCGGCGAGACUCCGCGCGGAGUUUUGUGAUACCAAACGGCUCCCAGAAACAUAUGAAUAACAAUAACCAGAUAAAUGGUGUUGUUUAAAAAUUUUAAAGUUUAAUUUAAAAUAAGAAUGGUUGUCUAUAAAGCCGGUUACGGUACGAUAGUUUAACGUGACAACGUUUUAACAAAUACUUCUUAAAUUAUUACUAUUUUGUAUCGAUACCAAGAAGGAGUGAAUCCUCGGAUGCAUAGGCAAAUCGAUUGAAAGAGAGAUAGAUGCGGCACAAGCGUACAAUCAGCGUAACGGGACUAUAAGCGGAACGGGACGAUGAGUCAUACUUUUUCGUGCUCGAAUCCGGUGUUCAUCGAUUUAUUAGACGUUGUCACGUCAAAAGAUCAUCUUAACAUUCAUUUUUACAAAAAUACUUAUACUCAUGUCCUCGUGUAAAUGCAGAACGCAUUCAUGUGAUCACUCUCAUCACUCAGGUUUUACAAUUGGAAAUAUUAUAUGUCGGGUGAGGACCGGCAUGGACUUUUAGUAGAAAUAAUCCUAAAAAUGGCCAACUUAUUUGCCGUGAACUUAGCAUUACGAAACAAAGCAACCAAAUGACUUGUACUAGCAUGCUUUAUAUAAGUUAUUGUAAAUAGAAUAGAUAGUCUUUAGACACUUCAAACAUGAAUGUAAAUAAACAAUUUGAUUUGAGAGCUUUAAAGUAUAUGUUGUGGAACAAGUCUCGAAAAUAUAUUUGUAAGUUCGUGUAUAUAUGUUAUACCAAUGUGCCUUUUUAGUGAAUUCAAAGGCCUAUGUAUAUAAACGAAUAUGGAGAAUAAUGUAACAAAAUAGGACAUUCCUGUUACUUUUUUUAUUUACAGCCGUACUUAGAGUUAUUAAUUAUAACAAAAACAGUUAAGUUUAACCAUACAAUAGCCUAUAUAUAUUAUAUAUAUUGACAGAUGCUUCUUAGUAAAUAAAACACACUACAUGAAAAAAUAAGAAUAAAUUUUAACAAACACCAUGGAUUAUCCAGAUUUUUUGAUCAGCGGUUAAAGAUAACUUAUUUAAUGGCUAAGUACGGCUGACAUGUUGAGUCUAUGCUUUUAUGAAUACAUUUUAUCUCAUAUAAUAACGACUAUAACCAAUAAUACUCAAUACAUUCCUAUAAAAUGCGAUAUAUUUUUAUGUAACAGACUGACAAAGUUCCAAGAGAGUGGAAAGUGGUAAAUAAAUAUAACCGUUAGUCAAGUUUUUUUUUAAGUUUAGUGUUAUUAUCGGCUGUGAGGCUAUGAAAGUUAUAAAUCAUAAAAAUAAUUUUACAGUUUAGUUUAAAUAAAACUAAUUAAAAAAUAAUUGUUU
Messenger RNA from Pieris rapae (cabbage white), 2678 nucleotides. It is a transcript of the gene AkhR, whose product is annotated as adipokinetic hormone/corazonin-related peptide receptor variant I. The transcript is spliced from 8 exons. Gene Ontology annotation, molecular function: adipokinetic hormone receptor activity; peptide binding; G protein-coupled receptor activity. Gene Ontology annotation, cellular component: membrane. NCBI's taxonomy places the organism in Eukaryota, Metazoa, Arthropoda, Insecta, Lepidoptera, Pieridae. The record is from RefSeq and is a predicted model, not a curated record. The coding region runs from base 230 to 1426 and encodes 398 amino acids. Gene Ontology annotation, biological process: G protein-coupled receptor signaling pathway.